UCUACCGAUUUGUGUUUCCCUGCGCGGCUGCACAUGUGAAUCGAUUUCCGUUGAUUUUAGGAAAAGUAAAGAAAAUUUUCAAAGGCAAUGGGCGCUAUAGCAAGCAGGUACCGCGUCUCCAACUCAGGGCUUACCAGCACCGACAUAGAGAACAUAGAAAAUGCUAAUAAACGUGAAAAUCCUGGGACUUUGGAUGAAUUGCACAAAAAGACCAAAGAGGUAAUGCCUGUUAAUUUUGAAGGUGGCAAGCUGAUGGUCAACAAAGGGAUAUCUAAUCAUUUUCAGAUGUCUCACACUCUCACAAUGAGCUCAAUGCAGAACGGCUACAAGCUAGGCGCAACGUACAUUGGCACGAAGCAACUAUCACCGACGGAAGCCUUCCCCGUCGUGCUGGGUGACGUGGACCCUUCAGGAAACGUCAACUUCAACCUGAUACACCAGUUCACGCCAGAAAUCAGGGUCAAGGGUGCCGCACAAGUGCAAGAAUGCAAGCUGUCAGCAACACAAGGCACUCUAGAAUACAAAGGUCCGGACUACACACUAGCUCUGGCAGUGGGCAAACCUGACUGCAGUGACAAAUCUUCAGUGUUUGUUGGACAUUACUUACAGUCAGUGACCAAGCGACUGGCGCUGGGGGCAGAGCUGGUGUACCAGUCCAGUGCGAGGAUCUCGGGCGGAGAGAUCGCGAUAGCCUCCGCUGCGGCCAGAUACACCAUGGAUGAUUCUGAAAUAUCGGCGACGGUGGGCGCGGCCAGUUUUCAUCUUUGCUACUUCAAGCAGGCCAGUGAACAACUACAGGUGGUAGCAGAAAUGGACACAUCAUUCAGAGGCAUGGAGUCGGUGGGCACCAUCGGCUACCAAGUUACUAUACCAAAGGCAGAUCUUGUAUUUAGAGGCAUGGCAGACUCCAAUUGGAACAUUGGUGCAGUCCUGGAAAAGAAGCUUCAACCUUUGCCGUUCUCCUUCGCCCUGUCAGGCAUGGCUAACCAAGCCAAUCAGCAGUUUAAGUUUGGCUGCGGACUGAUUAUCGGCUAAAGUGUAUAGUGUUGAGUGUGUGCUAGUGUUAAAAGUGUUUAGUGAUGCAAAGUGUUCGAGAAUUUGUAAUACUGGAAACUGAGAGGCAGAAAUUCCACGAUUGGUGGAGUAGGUAAUACCUCCAACUCAAUAUAUCAGACGUUAAAACAAAACGCAACAAGUAAACAUAUAUUUCUUAUUAUCCGCUACAGGUUAGCCCUUGACUGCAGUCCUGGUGUUAAGUGAUGAUGCAGUCUAGCGUUCGGUAGCGUAGCUACUAAGUUAUUUGGCCGCACAGCUUUGUCGGUAGGGUGGUAACCAGCCAAGCUUCCCACCAGAUCACAUCAGAAAUAAUUCAGUAAUUACAAAUACCAAAAUUGCCUGUCCUGGGGAUUGAACUCAGGACCUUGUCAAUGUCUACCUCUUUUACUACAGUUACAAUACUGUAAGAGGAAUUUUACUUAAUAAAUAGCUUGUAUAGCUAGUGGUCGAAAGAAGGUUAUUUGUGUCUGUAAAGGAAUGAGAAAUCUUUUAUUUUUUUUGCAUUUUCUAUGGGAAAUCAUCCUACUAAUUUUAUAAUGACAAAAAAAUUUGUCUUUUCUGAACUUCGUCACUCUGAACCAAUGUGGUUGCAAUUUAGAAUAGAGACCAGACUGGCUUGCGUGACUGUUCUAUUCUGGAGGAGUGCCAUCUAGUGAAAUAUUGGAAAACAGUAUUGUCACUAGAUACCAUACCGUACCAUACCUCUUUUGUUAACAUAUGAAUUGUAAUUAACAUUCACUCAAUCAAAUAAGUAAAUGUUGGUUUCACUCGUGCAUUAUCCCAAAAAGAUCGAGAGAUAUCUCAACUUGGUAUAAAUGAAAGCCAUUGAAAAAACUCCACUUGCCAAUCAGAAGUUUUUUUAGUAUAUUUAGUUAUGAGUAAAUUUUAUAAGUUAUUCCUCCUUAAUUUAAUUCAGUACUAAAUAUAACAGAACAGAUAUUUUUCUUAUACACAUAUUAAAGUUAUGUGUUUAGAAUCAUAUUUCAACUGAUAGACAUUCACUGCUGGACAUGGGUGUAUUGUAAGGACUCCCAAUCUUAAAAUUAAAAGGCUUUGUUUUAACAUAAUACUGAACAUUGGUUCUUUUGUAUUAUGCAUUCAGCAAAAACUAACGAUAGACUUUUUUGUUAGCAUUUUAAUAAUACUUUGGAGUAGGUGAUCAUUGAGUUAUAUUGGUAGAUAAAUACAUUUCUAUUCUAUUACAGUACUAUUGUGUGUAAACCCAUAUUGUAUUGUAUAGCAUGAAUAUUAUAUGAUAAAUGAUAUGAGCGAAUGUAGUAUUUUGUGUUUGUGACGUUCACAAAGCAUCUUCAAUAGAAAUACUGUCUUAAUUUGACACCCAAAUUGAAUUUGUUAUGAUUUUCAUGUCAAUAAACAAGUGUCAACUAUAAAAAGAUUAAUCAUAACAUAUUGAAUAUGUGCUUAAGAUCCAAAAUACUUAUAAUUUUGUUAAAUUGAUAGUUUGAUUGUACACAAAACAUGAACUAAAAAUUUAAUUUAUGUAGUACUCUCCAUCACAAUAUUGAGGCUAGUUUAUAAAGAUUACUAAUAGAUACUAUAAGGUACUUAUAAAUGUGGUGUAGUUUUGGAGUAGUUAUGCAGUGUUAUAUAUCAAAUUAUACAGUCAGUUAAUUAAUAGUCAGUUUUAAUUGUGGUUUAAUUGUAUAUGUUGUUGGUAAAACUACUUUUCUUUGUUUAUGCACUUUUUGUGGCCUGCAAUAAAAGUAUAUUCAUUAAUUCAGUUGAAGUGUGCAUAGCUAUUCUGAUGUUACACAGUUUAUUAAAAGGGGGGUUUAGGUUCCGUGACACACAUACAUAGAAUUGUAUAAUGAUUUGACAAUAGUGAGAAGUAGUGACACAUAAGAGGUCUUAAAAUGGACAUGAAACGAUCAUUUCCCCUUCCCUGGUUGUAUUAAAGAGCAACAUAUUAAGAAAGACAUCUUCGUAUUGCUUGACAAGUUUGGAUUAAGAAAUGACUUUACCUUCAUGGCAUUUUUCACUGUAAUGUGCAGAUUUUUUUGGCGGUUUUGUGUACAACCAAAUUGCCUUCUAGACAUUUUAAAUAUAUUGUCAUACAUAUUGGGUAUGGAAAAUAAGUAAUGUAUUAUUUUCAUAUAUAAAUACUUUAUGUAUUAAUUGUUUAAACUGCUUGACACACCAGUAUAGCAUUUAUGAAGAAAUUUACACUCUAUAGUAUAAGCUCUGCCGAAUGCAGAAUUAAAAAAAAAUUGCUUUCACAGUAUGGCUUUCACCUUAUGUGAAAAUGUAGUACUACUUAUAAACAUAAUAAAUUUAAUAUUGAAUAAAAUCUUAAAUGAAAAUAAACGUGGUGCAUAAUUAAUAUUUUAUUAUUUUGGUAUUAAAUUCAUUAUAAUAAUAUUAACAGAAUAUUAAUACAAGAGAAGUAAAUAUACAGAUGUGCCGAGAAGACAUGUUGGUUAUACUUCAAAGUUGCGCCAUUCUCUCACGCAAUAAUGGUUAUAUGAAUUUGAAAUGUUGCUUACAGUUAAAUGGCUAAGGAAAACAAUAGUGUGGUCAAUUUCUAAAGACAAUCAUUUGACGUCCUCUGGUAUAUGCCUUUCAAUUCAAGUUUAUGGUUUAUUUGUAUGAGUGUAGAUAAGAAUGGUGUACUGUACAUAAAGCCUGUUGUUAAACUGUUUAUUUUUAAUAGAGUUAUGUUAAUAAAUCAUAA
Molecule: messenger RNA, 3748 nt
Organism: Pararge aegeria (speckled wood butterfly)
Lineage: Eukaryota; Metazoa; Arthropoda; Insecta; Lepidoptera; Nymphalidae
Gene: Tom40
Product: mitochondrial import receptor subunit TOM40 homolog 1
Exons: 8
Coding region: 88-1035 (315 amino acids)
Biological process (GO): protein import into mitochondrial matrix
Cellular component (GO): mitochondrial outer membrane; mitochondrial outer membrane translocase complex
Molecular function (GO): transmembrane protein transporter activity
Source: RefSeq, a predicted model, not a curated record